Molecule: messenger RNA, 1722 nt
Organism: Aspergillus steynii IBT 23096
Lineage: Eukaryota; Fungi; Ascomycota; Eurotiomycetes; Eurotiales; Aspergillaceae
Exons: 2
Coding region: 1-1722 (573 amino acids)
Biological process (GO): regulation of DNA-templated transcription
Molecular function (GO): DNA-binding transcription factor activity, RNA polymerase II-specific; zinc ion binding
Source: RefSeq, a predicted model, not a curated record
AUGGCAUCUUCAUCGCGAUCGUCCCUAGUCAUCCGAGCCUGUGACAACUGCAAAAAAAGAAAGGUCAAAUGCGACUCGGCUAAUCCUUGCGCCACCUGCCGCAUAUCUCAUCUUGCCUGCCAUUACACCAGUGUCCCCAAACGACGCGGUCCCCGAGGCUUUCGGCAAAGGAAGGCCCAAUGUCUCGUCCCACAGGCAUCGUCCCCAGAGACGCAGCAAGAGAUUCAUCAACCCGUUCCGGAACCUCUUGCGGAGUUUCAAUCGGAGCACAGCUCACCAUUAGUUGAGGGAUUUGGUCCUCUGCAGCCAUGGCAAUCGACUCCUGCAAUCACGUUGAUCGCCCCGACAGAAGUCAUUCCGAUUGUAUACCCGCCGCACGCUGCUUAUGCGGUUCUGGAUAGUCUUCUGCAGUCAAUCAAAGACAAGCUCCCGUCUCUGCCGAUAGUAGAGGUCGCCAAUUCCUGCAUUGACCUCUACAUGCAGUAUACCUUCGCUACCGCCCCCAUCAUCCACGAGGCUAGUCUCCGCAGCUAUGCCUUGAAUUUCUUCUCCGGGGUGCCCUCCCCAAGUCUCUUUGAGGCUAGUAGAGAGGACCAACGGGUCGCUUCCAUGAGAUCUUUUACCUUCAUCACGGCACUAUGUGCCUCUGUUUCAUCGGUGAUGCCGGCUUCUCUUCAGCCGCAUGGCCCUAUUCUUGACAGGCCAUUCCUGCGCGCCUCGCGCGAGAUGUUGAAGCUCUACGAGGACUACGACCUGGAGCAUCCAAAUUCUUCAUCCUUGGCCAUCCGAUGCCUUCAAUCCACCGCCAUGCAGCAUACCACGGGCAAAAAGAACGCUGCGUUUCACGUGGUCGGGCAAGCGACGCUUCUAGCCCAGUCCAUGCAUCUCUACAGCGAAGAUUCCAUUCUGCGGGAUGACGCCGUUGAGUCUCAACUUCUUCGACUGAAUUUCUGGAACCUUUAUUCCGCCGACAACGCGGGCUUAAGUCUCGGGACCCGACCCUGCAUUCUACAUCCGGAUCUAUUCUCUGAUUGCAUGACUCUACAUCCUCUGGGCGAGCCCUUCACGCCGCUUCUCGACCCCAAUAAUCCCCGGUACGAGAAGCCUUACGAGGAACGCCUUCUGGCAGGCUUUCACCUACUUCCAAGGCUCUGGUCUUCGGCUAGUAGCCUCCUCCGGGACAUAAAGACCUUUAACAAAGAUAAUGAAGAUAGCUGGGGUCGCAAAUCCUGCAUCGCCCAAUCGUACCUCGAUUUCGUGGGGGUUCUAGAUGCUUUGCCCUCCUGGCUGCAGAUCUCCAGUCUAGUCUCCAACCCCGAAGACAAUGAUGCGGUAUCCUUUCAAAAGAGAUCCUUCUGGAUGCAGCGAUGUACUUUGACCAUGACCUUUUCUUGUCUUCGACUUGUCAUCCUACGGGAAUGCAUUGAUAGCGGUCUCUGCAGUAUUAUGGGACUUUCUGAGCAGCCUCUCGCGUGGGCCAUGAAGCAGGCGGAGAUGAUCCAGGACUUUCUGCAGACAUUUGAUGAUAUCCCUUUUGCGUAUCAUCAAAUCAAAGGGGAACCUAGCGUCGAAAGAAUCCGUCGAGUCGGCACGAUCCUUCUGGCAUUGAUACAGAACGUCGAUAACGAUAUCAUUAAGAAACGCGCCAACUCGUACUUUGAGCGGAUCUUAGAUUCUUUAGCCAGAUUAAACUCCAAGGCGUCCGAAGAGUUGACCUGUUGA